This is a messenger RNA of Dacryopinax primogenitus, 1383 nucleotides long. RefSeq lists its product as uncharacterized. The record is from RefSeq and is a predicted model, not a curated record. The transcript is spliced from 5 exons. NCBI's taxonomy places the organism in Eukaryota, Fungi, Basidiomycota, Dacrymycetes, Dacrymycetales, Dacrymycetaceae. Bases 1 to 1383 code for a protein of 460 amino acids.
AUGCUAGACGUGUAUAUCUUUGACGAACGUGUCAACCAAAUAUUUGUCGCAUCCAUCGACGAAAAUGCGACUAUCUCCGACCUCAUUGCUAAAUGUAAAACUGAACGAAAGAUAUCUGAGAAAGCGUCGUUGAUCGAAUUAUACCCACUGGAGAAUGUCGUAUAUAGUGAAGACAUCGACUUCGACGACAAGUGGGUCGACGACAGGCAACCCUGUUUGUCAUUCGAUCCUGUAAACGCGUUUGUGGCAUCCACACUCGAGUACUCUGACCUGCCAUUGGUGUCAUUCUGCCUUGUAAUAGCGCCUGACGACGCGGCUGGCCAUCUGUCGGAUUACAGUAAUGAGCAAGAAGAAAUGUCCAUGGUGCUACAGAAUUUCCUUCGUGCGGUCGAGGCCGCGAAGUUCGAGACGGAUCCUCCAUCCAAGGAGAUUACCGUCGACAAUUGGGAAUCCGAGCAUAGGGGCGCAACGGGACGUCCCUACCACUUCCUCGGACAUCCGAUUGGCAUAUAUGCACCCAUAUUCGAAGACUUCAAAGUCGCUCUGAAGACCACCACGCCUCUCGACUCGAUCACCCCGAAGCAGUGUGAGCUUGCCCAUGCCCUUAUUCAGGAGGCCAACGAAAUCGACAUCGAAAACAGCGAACGCCGCAAAAGGAUCAUGUCUAUCGUCAACCAAUUGUUAGGCAGGGUCGCAGUUCGUAUUCUCAACAACGACGAUAGUUCUGAAGACGGGUGUAUAUUGGUUCCAACGGGAAAGGAGAAGAUACUUCUCGUGGAAGCUGCGUUCUUUGACCUCCGUCCCGAUAUUACAGUUGGAUACAAACAUGCCAAUCUCCAUAUUGCGGAGAUAGCAAGAAGAGCCUGGAUUCAGGACGAGCGCAAACAUCUGCGCAACGUCAGCUGCUGCCCAUCGUUCCUUAUCAUGAUCGCAGGACCGUUCAUCCACGUUUUUGGUAUCAUCUUUGCCAGAGAGCCAACGACGGAAUCAUUUACAGGAUUCAUCUCGAUCGAAAUAAACAACCAUCCAUUAGAAAAGCGCAUUGAAAGGGUGGUGCACCUCUUUCAAUGCCUGAAAGACAGCAUCUCGGCGCUCGAGUUAUAUUAUUGGGAUCUUACCUUGGACCAAACCCCAAUGCCGAGAGCUCGCUUCCCCGAUACCACUUCUCUGCCGUUAGAUGGACACCAGCUCGAGUUUCGACGUCUCCUUCUCCAGGGCGACGCAGGCCGGACAACACCGAUCUUCCUAGGAAUGUUUGAUUCCAAACCUUGCGUCGUCAAAUUCGAUCACACCUAUGGCAUAGAAGCACACAUGGUCCUCGCCAAGGAACACCUCGCCCCAGAGUUGUUUUACCACACCCAGAUCUAUCAUGAAAGCUUUUGA